Molecule: messenger RNA, 1297 nt
Organism: [Torrubiella] hemipterigena
Lineage: Eukaryota; Fungi; Ascomycota; Sordariomycetes; Hypocreales; Clavicipitaceae
Source: the annotation of a GenBank genome assembly
CACGAAGAUUCCACAGUGGCUGCAGGCAGCUCGUCCUAUCAGAGUGCUGGAAGUGAUCUCUUGAAAUCUGCCCUUGCAUCUUGAUCUGGAAUUAAAUCUAAAUGGCUCAGCUAAUCCCAAUCAGUGCCUUAGCACAACCGGCUUCAACUCCCGAUUGCUGAAUAAUGGUGUAAUGCCCCAUCCCACCGGGCCUUACUGACUGAGAUCCUGCAUCAUGGCCUAAACCUAAACCAGGCUUGCAGCGUGGAUCAUGAAGCUCUGGGAACUCUACUAGCUAGAGCUGCAGCCCAUGGACUAUCGCUACGAAACAUGCCCCGCCAAACUGAUUCCACAAGCUGCAUGCCACACCUCGCACCCAGGCCGCAUGUACAGCUUAGCGGAGCUAGCCCGAGCUAGCCUCGCCUCAAAAAGUGUGGCAGAUGGGGACCUAGAGGGUCAAUCGUUGCAUUGGAGACAGCCAUUGCAGCCAUUGGGCUGCUGGCUGCCUGAAACUAUUUAAACUGUCGUCAUAUCCCACCUCAUCGAUCUCGACUAUCAUCAGCAUCAGCAUCAUCUUCAAUCCUCUUCCUUAAAGACACUAGCACAUUUGCAACAACUAUACACUUAUAUUCACUCCUCCAAAAUGUCUUCCACUACCCUUCACUAUCUCGACAUUGGCGCAAUGGGCCGUGGCGAGGUCAUCCGAGUCUUCCUCCAAGAUGCCGGCAUCGAAUACAAGGACGUCCGCUACAAGUUUGACGCUACUUGGCCUGCUAGUCAGGCUGAGCUCAAGGCCAAGGGCAUCUCCAAGACCGGACGUCUUCCAUCGCUCGAGUACAACGGCCAGAUUCUCAGCCAGCACGUCCCCAUCAUGCGCUACUUUUCCCGCAAGCUCAACAAGUACGAUGGCGCGACUGAUGAGGAAAAGUACGAGGUCGACCUAGUCUCCGACCUCUAUGUCGACUGGCGUGCUGGCUGGGCCGGUGCGCUCGGUGCCAGUGACGAGGUUAAGGAGGCCUAUGCCAAGAAGACUUCUCCUCAGUUUUGGGAGUUGGUCGGUACUCAUUACGAUCGCACUACUGGCCCCUUCUUGCUCGGAGACGACAUUUCGUACGCCGACUUUGCCGUCUACCAGGCUUACUCUGAUGAUUCCAUUACCAAGACGAUUCCCGUAAGUUACUUUCUUCACCUGCAUAUCAAUCGUGUAUAUCUCCUAACCGAUGUACCACAGGAAACUCUCCCUGCGUCCAUUAUCAAGUUCAAGGAGGCCUUUGAGGCUCGUCCCACCCUUGCGGCUUACCUUAAGGACCGCAAGUAG